Adineta ricciae is the source of this 957-nucleotide messenger RNA. The record is from the annotation of a GenBank genome assembly. NCBI's taxonomy places the organism in Eukaryota, Metazoa, Rotifera, Eurotatoria, Adinetida, Adinetidae.
AUGAAAGCGCGUUCGAAUAGAAUUAGCUCGGCUGAACAGAUUAUUCCAAUGGCAUCGAAGCAAGAACGUCAUGCAAAUACUACGAGUCAAGAACUAAAUACAUCGACUGUUCCACGCAAUAAUCAAUAUGAUAUUCGCAAUUCGGAAGAAGGCUUGGGAACAUGUGGAUGGAUCUUAGUGGUUUUAUCUUAUAUUAUGUGCGCAUUAACAUUCCCAUUUUCGCUUUGUGUGACUGUCAAAGUUGUUCAAGAGUAUGAACGAGCUGUUAUUAUGCGUCUCGGUCGAAUUCUAUCUGGUGGUGCAAAGGGUCCGGGUCUGUUUUUUGUUUUACCAUGUGUUGAUUCGAUAAUUAAAGUCGAUUUACGGACGAUUACUUUUGAUGUUCCACCUCAAGAAAUCUUAACGAGAGAUUCUGUGACAGUUUCCGUUGACGCCGUCGUCUAUUUUCGAAUAUUUAAUCCGAUUAUAAGUGUGACAAAUGUCGAAAAUUCUCGUUAUUCAACUCAAUUACUGGCUGCUACAACACUUCGUAACAUCCUAGGAACGAAAACUUUACAAGAAAUUUUAUCUGAUCGUGAAAAUAUUUCUCAUUCAAUGCAAGCUCAUCUUGAUGAAGGAACCGAUCCUUGGGGAGUCAAAGUCGAACGUGUAGAAAUCAAAGAUGUUCGUUUGCCUGUCAGCAUGCAACGCAGUAUGGCUGCUGAAGCCGAAGCUGCUCGAGAAGCUCGUGCAAAGAUUAUUGCUGCCGAAGGUGAACAAAAAGCAUCGAGAGCAUUAAAAGAAGCUGCUGAUGUCAUUCAUGAAAGUCCAAUUGCUUUACAAUUGCGUUAUCUUCAGACAUUGACACAUAUCUCAGCAGAGAAGAAUUCGACGAUUGUUUUUCCGAUUCCUGUUGAACUUUUGAAACUAAUGAAGAGCCGAGGUGAACGUGGAAGUAGUAGUACAACUGGAUUUUAA